AUUUUUCUUUUGAAUUCCUCUCUGCUUCUUCUUCUUCUUCUUCUUCGCUUCUAUCUUCCCACUCCCAUUAGGGUUCCUUCGGAUUUUCCCUCUCCAAGUAUUCCUCUACUUGGAUUCCAUCAACUGUCCGGAUCGUUCAAACUUCCGGCGAAAUGGCCGACGAGUCCUCAGUCAGAGCAGACCUGUGGUGAAAUUCGCGCCAAUUUUCGUGCCCUCUGGUACGUUUUCUUCGCCUUACUCUCGAUUUUUGUUGUUAUUACCUGUGUUUGUGCUUUCCGUUUUUCUUAUCUAUAGCUGCUUUUGCUUCGUGUAAAACUCACUACCAAUUCGUAGUAGAUAUUGUCAUAUUCGAUUAUCAAAUCUGUUGGUUUAGGGGAUUUACAAUUCUUUAGGUUUCUAACUCAAACUAAUUACGACUUCGAUUUGAUAUGACUGGAUUUGGUGGGCUAAAAUACUCUCCUGGGCUGGAAAUCAUUUGUGUUCUUGCUGGAAAUCUAGUUUUUCAUGAUCAAAGAAAACAUGAGGAAAUUGAUUUUCAUUUCAUCUGGUUGAAGGCUUUCAUAAAUUGCAUUCCUCCUGUUUUUGUUUUCAAUGGCAUCUCAAGGUUUACAGAAUCCUAGCAAAAGUAUGUAUAUAUGCAUAUUCUACAGCCCUUGUACUGAAUUAGACAAUACUGUUAAAUGAAAUGAUGUUUCAGCUCGACUCAAGAGAUUCAAGUGACAUUUCGCUCUACUAGAGACAUAAGUGUUCGACAAUUGUUCGGACUUGGCAAAGGUUGUCACUGCUAAUUCAUUUACUCUCCUGUAAAUACUUAAGAUCUUAGGAUCUUAGCAAAGACUGAUGGCUAUACCGAUGAAAGAAAGAUAGUGGUUCACCGCCCCACAUGUGGAGCCCAGAUUACUAAAGUAUAUCCAGAUCAACGAGUGGUUAAACAAUUAGUUUAAAUCCUCAAGAGUUUUAAGUGAAUUUGUCAAAAUGUCAUCACUUCUUGCCCUUCAGCUCAGUGCAUCCCCGAUCAACUCCCCGAAAGUUCACACAUCACCUAUCCAUGGCCUUAAGUCAUGCUCAUCCAUGUCUGAGCUCAAGCAAUAUCACUCCCAGAUUAUCCGUCUUGGUCUUUCUACUGACAAUGAUGCCAUGGGUCGUCUUGUCAAAUUCUGUGCUGUAUGCAAGAAUGGAGACCUUGAUUAUGCACUUCUUUUGUUCAAGACAAUCCCCAACCCAGAUGCAUACAUCUACAAUACCUUAAUAAGAGGCUACUUACAACUCCAAUUCCCUAGAGCUUGCUUACUGUUGUAUUUGGAAAUGCUGCAUAAGUGUGUCCUUCCCAAUAAAUUUACAUUUCCUUCUCUAAUUCGUGCUUGCUGCAUCGAUAAUGCUAUUGAGGAAGGGAAGCAAAUUCAUGCACAUGUUCUUAAAUUUGGCUUCAGAGCAGAUAGAUUUUCUCAGAACAAUUUAAUUCAUAUGUAUGCUAAUUUUCAAUCCUUGGAAGAAGCCAGAAGGGUCUUCGAUGGUAUUGAGCUACCCGAUGUUGUGUCAUGGACCACUUUGCUUACUGGGUAUGCUCAGUGUGGAUUUCUAGAUGAAGCCUUACAAGUUUUCGAGUCAAUGCCCGAGCACAGCUCUGCUUCCUGGAACGCCAUGAUUUCUUCUUUUGUCCAAAACAAUCGAUUUCAUGAAGCAUUUGCUUUGUUUAAUCGGAUGAGGUCGGAGAAGAUUGUGUUGGACAAAUACAUGGCUGCUAGCAUGUUAUCAGCUUGCACAGGAUUGGGAGCGCUUGAACAAGGAAUAUGGAUACACAGAUACAUCAAGAAAAGUGAGAUUAAAUUAGACUCGAAACUAGCAACAACGCUCAUCGACAUGUAUUGUAAAUGCGGUUGCCUGGAUCGUGCUUUUGAAGUGUUCACUCAGUUGCCUGAAAAGGGCAUUUCUUCAUGGAAUUGCAUGAUUGGAGGGAUGGCUAUGCACGGGAAAGGAGAGGCAGCCAUUGAGCUUUUCAAAGACAUGGAGACCAAAAUGGUGACACCAGACAACAUAACUUUCCUUAAUGUUCUCAAUGCUUGUGCUCACUCCGGGUUAGUUGAAAAGGGACGCUACUAUUUCAAUCAUUUCUCUCAAGUUUAUGAUAUUAAACCCAGAACCGAGCAUUAUGGAUGCAUGGUUGAUUUAUAUGGACGAUCCGGGAUGCUAGACGAAGCGAUGAAGCUCAUACGUGAGAUGCCAAUGAGUCCGGACGCCGGAGUGUUAGGUGCCUUCGUUGGAGCAUGUAAAAUCCAUGGGAACAUAGAUAUGGGGGAGGAAAUAGGCAAGAGAGUAAUAGAACUAGAUCCAAGCAAUAGCGGGCGCUACGUUCUACUCGGAAAUCUGUACGCCGAGGCCGGUAGAUGGGACAGUGUAGCAGAAGUAAGAAAACUAAUGAAUGAUAGAGAAGUGAAGAAGGCUGCUGGGUUUUCGAUGAUUGAAUUGGAGGGUGUGGUGCAUGAAUUCAUUGCAGGAGGAAGGGGUCACCCAGAAGCCAAGGAAAUAUAUGGCAAAGUGAAUGAGAUGAUAGAAUGUAUAAGAUGUGUAGGAUAUGUAACCGAGGAGGAGGAGGAGGAGGAGGUGGAGAAGGAUAACCCUGUUUACUACCAUAGUGAGAAACUGGCAGUUGCUUUUGGGUUGCUCAAGACUCAAGCAGGGGAAACGCUUCGAAUCACUAAGAAUCUGCGUGUCUGUAAGGAUUGUCACCAAGCUCUUAAGCUUGUUUCUAAGGUGUUUGAACGAAAAUUCAUUGUUAGAGAUAGAAAUCGUUUCCAUCAUUUUGCUGAUGGAGAGUGUUCUUGUAAUGAUUAUUGGUAAACCUAAUUUCAAGUUCCCUCUCCUAA
This is a messenger RNA of Cucurbita maxima (winter squash), 2864 nucleotides long. RefSeq names its product pentatricopeptide repeat-containing protein At5g66520-like. NCBI's taxonomy places the organism in Eukaryota, Viridiplantae, Streptophyta, Magnoliopsida, Cucurbitales, Cucurbitaceae. The record is from RefSeq and is a predicted model, not a curated record. The transcript is spliced from 2 exons. Bases 976 to 2838 code for a protein of 620 amino acids. Gene Ontology annotation, molecular function: protein binding; zinc ion binding; RNA binding. Gene Ontology annotation, biological process: RNA modification.